UUCCACAGGGAAAAAACUAAAUAAAUCUAGUACUACUUUAAGUAAAAAUAUAAUUGACAUAGAUCUUUUCGUAAGAUAAUUCUUUAACAUUUUAUUUCUCUAAAAUAUAUCAAUUGGUUGUUGUAUCAGUACGACGAAAAUCUUGAAAUUAAUAUGGCAACGUUAGAGGAUAAAUCGAUUUGGGAAGACGGCGAGGAGACACUUCGUGAAGAAGUACUUCGCAUGUCAACAGAUGAAAUAGUGUCUCGUACUCGACUUUUAGAUAAUGAAAUUAAAAUAAUGAAGAGUGAAGUAAUGCGUAUUUCGCAUGAAUUACAAGCUCAGAAUGACAAAAUUAAAGAAAAUACUGAAAAAAUUAAGGUAAACAAAACCUUACCGUAUCUAGUAUCCAAUGUGAUAGAAUUACUUGAUGUUGAUCCACAAGAUAUGGGUGAAGAAGAUGGAGCAGUGGUCGAUUUAGAUGCUCAAAGAAAAGGAAAAUGUGCUGUGAUAAAGACUUCGACACGUCAAACUUACUUUCUUCCAGUUAUAGGACUCGUUGAUGCCGAGGCAUUAAAACCAGGUGAUCUUGUUGGAGUUAACAAAGACAGUUAUUUGGUCUUAGAAACACUUCCCGCAGAAUAUGAUGCCAGAGUUAAAGCAAUGGAAGUCGAUGAGCGUCCUACGGAGCAGUAUUCAGAUAUCGGCGGUCUUGACAAGCAAAUUCAAGAAUUAAUCGAAGCUGUAGUUCUGCCAAUGACUCAUAAGGAAAAAUUCGAAAACCUAGGUAUUCAACCACCUAAAGGAGUUUUACUGUAUGGUCCUCCAGGUACAGGAAAAACAUUGUUAGCUAGAGCUUGCGCAGCUCAAACAAAAUCUACAUUCUUAAAAUUAGCUGGACCACAAUUAGUGCAAAUGUUUAUCGGUGAUGGAGCAAAACUUGUCAGAGAUGCAUUUAGCCUUGCAAAGGAAAAAGCUCCAGCAAUUAUUUUUAUCGAUGAACUUGAUGCUAUUGGUACCAAGAGAUUUGAUUCAGAAAAAGCCGGAGAUCGUGAAGUACAGAGAACAAUGUUAGAACUUUUGAAUCAAUUAGAUGGCUUUAGUUCUACAGCUGAUAUCAAAGUUAUUGCAGCAACGAAUCGUGUUGAUAUUUUAGAUCCUGCUUUAUUAAGAUCAGGCAGAUUAGAUAGAAAAAUUGAAUUUCCACAUCCAAACGAAGAAGCGAGAGCAAGAAUUAUGCAAAUUCACUCAAGGAAAAUGAAUAUGUCUCCGGACGUUAACUUUGAAGAACUUGCCAGAAGUACGGAUGAUUUUAACGGAGCACAGUGUAAAGCUGUCUGCGUCGAAGCGGGUAUGAUUGCCUUGAGACGCAAUGCUACUGCUUUGACGCAUGAAGAUUUGAUGGAAGCAAUUAAUGAAGUACAAGCUAAAAAGAAACCGAACCUUAGUUAUUAUGCCUAAACUACAAAUAUUUGUAUUUAUUAAG
Messenger RNA from Ceratosolen solmsi marchali, 1465 nucleotides. It is a transcript of the gene Rpt5, whose product is annotated as 26S proteasome regulatory subunit Rpt5. Bases 154 to 1440 code for a protein of 428 amino acids. The record is from RefSeq and is a predicted model, not a curated record. Lineage: Eukaryota; Metazoa; Arthropoda; Insecta; Hymenoptera; Agaonidae. The transcript is spliced from 3 exons. Gene Ontology annotation, molecular function: ATP hydrolysis activity; ATP binding.